UACUGAACGAAAAACAUAUAUACCCUUUUAAAAAACCUAGACGGAAAAGGUAGUGUUAGCCAUUGCGACGUGGUCAGUCUCCUUUGACACUUUACACAAACGAUACACGCUACGGAUACUCUCGAGAAGAAAUAUUUCCACAGUGAUUCAUAUUUUUACAAACCAAAAAUGGCGAAAUUUGCCUCACUUGAUAAGGAGGUGGAUUCAGCCUUUGAAAUACAAAUAGCGGAAAUCAACGCCAAUGAGCCAAAAGAGACCCGCAAAGUUGCUUGGUUUGUGCAAGCUCAACAACGCCAACAAGCUCUAACGGGACUCCAGUCUCUAUGCAAACAACGAAAUGAAGAAAAUACGGAGACGUUCAGUGCGGACAGCUUCUGUCGACUAUUCUCACAAGAUAACGUACUGCAUUUGCUGUUUCGGUUGUUUGAUCACCAUUCCAGAGGUAAACUCGUCCAUUCUGAUUUCAUUGGAGAUCUCAAAGAAAAACUACGACCAAAAACUGAUUUCAUUGACCUGUUGGAUACCCUGUGGUACAUUUUUGUGAAGGAAGACGAUAUUGAUUUCGAAAUCUUUUGCCGCAUUUUUAAAUCCAAAGGGGUGUUGGAUAAGCUUUUCGCUUUGAUCGAUACGGACAAGGCAGGCGCAGGACAGGUGUCUGUAAACCAAGUGAUGGCUUCUAUCACCGAGUACACAUCAGAAAGGAGGAACCUUCACAUUUUAUACCCGGGACGUGCGGAGGAGCUAUUCCGUUCCAUCGUCACUAACGGCAACCGGGAAAUGAGCUUCGAAGACUUUAAGAAACUUAUCCCUUCCAAAAACAAAUUUUUCGCCGAACGCAUCUUCCGCAUAUUUAACAAGGACGGCUCUAAAAAUAUUUCUAUUGCUGAAUUUCGAGAGGGUCUUGAGCAAUUUUGCGGCCAAUCCGAAGAGGACAAAGUCCGGUGUCUUUUCCAAAUCUAUGACGAAAAUGGUGACGGACUGAUCAAGCUGUGUGAACUGAAAUCCGUUCUCAAGGCCUGCAUCGAGGAGAACGGAAUGAAAUUCAGUGAAAAGCAAGUCGAAGAACUUGCUGAAGCUCUCUAUGACGACGCCCGGGAUCGCAGUGACACGUCAAGGCAUUCAACAAGAAAUGGUCUCACCUACGACGAGCUUAAAGCUCAGAUGUCCAAACAUCCAGGCCUACUUGAAAAUCUGUCCAUCAGCUUGGACCGCUUUCUUCUACCGAGCCCUGAAAAGAAAGCUCAACGUCAGCCAAUCUUUAAACCAAUGGUCUCAUACAUUAAGAAUAACGUACCUUUCGUUAUCUUUGUCCUUGCUUACGCUAUCGUCAAUCUCGGCUUAUUCAUCAGUCGAGCCAUUCAGUACAAGGACUCUAAUAUGUUUUACAUUUUAGCCAGAUCUUGUGGACAAACGUUGAAUUUCAACUGUGCCUUCAUUUUGGUUUUGAUGCUUCGCCGUGGUAUCACGCUGCUGAGAAACAUCGGCUGCGGUAGCUUCUUACCUGUGGACCAGCACGUCUAUUUGCACAAAGUUUGCGGUGGUGUUGUCGUUGUAUUGAGUGCCCUUCACACCUUGAUGCACAUAAUUAAUUUUCCUCUAAAUAUUGCUGGUGAGGUGGUGUCCCCAGUGACAAACAGAACUCAUUCCGCUGCAGAAUGGUUAUUUACCAUGAGACCCGAACUAUUUGGACUUUAUCCUGGCCUUGCCAAUAUAACUGGAUGGGCGCUUGUGGUUAUUCUGGCCAUCAUGGCCAUAUGCUCAUUGCCAUCUGUUCGCAAAAGCGGUUACUUUGAGGUUUUUUACUGGACCCACUUGCUGUACAUUCCUUUUUGGAUUCUUCUGAUUCUCCAUGGCCCCAAUUUCUGGUACUGGUUCAUCGGACCAGGACUCUGUUUUGCCCUUUUUAAAGCAAGUCGUCGAAUCAGACUUAGUUCUAGUAACAGGGGUCGCACCGAUAUCAAUUCUGCCAUGCUUUUACCGUCUCGCGUUACUCAUCUGGUAAUUCGUAAGCCGGAAAAUUUUUAUUUUCAUCCUGGAGACUACGUCUACCUAAAAGUUCCGGCAAUCACUUCAACCGAAUGGCAUCCAUUUACCAUCAGCAGUGCUCCAGAACUUCCAGAUUUUAUAUGGCUACAUAUUCGAUGUGCUGGUGGGUGGACCAAUAAGCUCUAUGAAUAUUUUGAACAAGAACAGUCCAAACAACUUCUACGUACUAAUAACGUUAAAAACGACAAUAACAAGUAUCCGAAAGCAAUCAGCGCUAUUGAACCGACUUCCGUCGAAAAUGACAUCAGAUCAAAGUAUAAAUCUCACUGCAUUGCAAUGCCGUCAGGCAUGCCAAUGGGCCAACAACCAUGUACGGAAAACGUCUCUCUGCCAAUUCAAAUUUAUAAGAAUUCUCCAUCGAACCCGCGAAAAAUGAAAUUGACACCAAGAGCUUCUCACGCUCCCGAAACUGUGGCAAAGGAUUCAGCGGAAGUUAUCCAGAGUCAUCAACCCCCGAUGAGAGAAGAACGACACAUCUUCCACUCGCUAGAAGUGGCAAUCGAUGGCCCUUAUGGAGCUCCUUCGAGUCACAUUUUUCGUGCGGAGCAUGCGGUUCUUAUUGCGGCUGGCAUUGGUGUGACUCCCUUCGCCAGUAUUCUCCAAUCAAUUAUGCAUCGCUACUACGCCAUUCGACAAAGCUGUCCCAACUGCAACCAUUCGUGGGCUUCGCAAAUGCCCGAUUCUAUCAUGAAUCUAAAAAAAGUCGAUUUUUUCUGGAUUAACCGCGAUCAACGUAGUUUUGAGUGGUUCGUUGACAUGCUGUCGCAACUGGAAAUGGAACAGACGGAUGUGGGUGGCGUGCUCGAUCGAUUUCUUGAUUUGCACAUGUACAUAACUAGUGCCCUGAAAAAGACAGAUAUGAAAGCUGUCGGACUGCAAAUGGCCUUCGACUUGCUUUAUGCAAAGGACAAACGUGAUUUGGUGACAGGACUGAAGACUCGCACCAACGCUGGCAGGCCAAACUGGGACAAAGUAUUUCAGAAAUUAGUCGACGAAGAUAAGGGAAAGGUAACGGUGUUCUACUGCGGCCCCCCACAAUUGGCAAAAGAACUGAGAAAAAAAUGUAACGAGUUCGGCUUCGACUUCCGCAAAGAAAUAUUUUAGAUGUAUAUUUAGCGAGCCGACUUGACUGUUGCUGUUGUUUAUUGCUAUUUCAUAAUAAUGCAUAUCUCACAAAUACCGAGUGAUGCAACGAGCUGUUUGCAACAUCUUUGAUUGUCUCUGAUUGCCAGCGAAUUUUGGCUGGCAUUCCCCAAUUUUUUUGCUGGCAUUCCCCAAUUUUCUGCUGGGGACUUUUUUUUUCUUUUGAUAAUCACUAUGAAAAUCCCCCAAAUUCUUGCGCUAGUACGCAUAACUUUAUUUAUUUAUUUAUUUUAUUUACCUUUAAGCGUUUAAUUUUUAAAAACUCUAAAAAUUUCGUUUAAAUUUUUUUAACAUCCGCAUUUAUGUUAAUUUGCAAUUACGUCAUCGGUUUCGAACUGAAUCAUGUGGCAGAAAAAUGUUACCUGCCACGGGUUUACUACCUCUGCCUCUGCGAAUGUUAUAAUCUGGGUAGAAUAGAAUAUACGUACACGUCACGAACACAAAA
Messenger RNA from Daphnia pulicaria, 3634 nucleotides. RefSeq names its product NADPH oxidase 5-like. The record is from RefSeq and is a predicted model, not a curated record. Gene Ontology annotation, biological process: superoxide anion generation; defense response. Gene Ontology annotation, cellular component: plasma membrane; NADPH oxidase complex. Bases 169 to 3150 code for a protein of 993 amino acids. The transcript is spliced from 17 exons. NCBI's taxonomy places the organism in Eukaryota, Metazoa, Arthropoda, Branchiopoda, Diplostraca, Daphniidae. Gene Ontology annotation, molecular function: calcium ion binding; superoxide-generating NAD(P)H oxidase activity.